Cyclopterus lumpus (lumpfish) is the source of this 1155-nucleotide messenger RNA. It is a transcript of the gene tmem72, whose product is annotated as transmembrane protein 72. Bases 209 to 1003 code for a protein of 264 amino acids. NCBI's taxonomy places the organism in Eukaryota, Metazoa, Chordata, Actinopteri, Perciformes, Cyclopteridae. The record is from RefSeq and is a predicted model, not a curated record. The transcript is spliced from 5 exons.
GUCGUCCAGUCCAAGAGGCUUCACAUCAUGGCUCUUGUGGUUUACCCAACAUUGCCUUUUUUUUUACCGACAACCAUCAAUCCUGUUUACAGUCAAUGUGUCUAGAAUGCUACUUUUGUAACUACUAAGCUACCAACUAUUUUAAAUAGUGUCAAAGAAGUGUGACGAUCGUAUUUUUAAACAGUGAAGAGGGAAAGUAUUUGAGGUCAUGGGGAACUCAGAGCGGGUCUGUUGGAUUAUUGUGGAGUUUGCCUGCAGGAUUCUUGGUGUUUCUACAGCAACAGUGUUGUGUGCUGUGGGAGUGGAGACCUUGAAACAGGGAGAAUUCAGUAGCCUCGGUAUCUACCUAAUAGUGUCAUCUGUUGGCAUCAUGAUGUUUGAACUGGCCUAUUUCCUGGACACGCUUCUCUUCAUGUGUCUACCCUGUCCUCCAGACUGGCAGCUGUUUGUGUUGUGGGGGAAGAUGGCUCGCAUUGGAGGCUUUCAUAAAUUCCUCUAUUACUCCAUAAUGUCAGUGGUCUGCUUCUUGCACCCUGUGUUGGUGUGGCACGCAAUCAUCCCAGGGACAAUGCUUCUGGUGACAGCCUUUUUGAACUUUAUACUAAGCAAAAAAACAACGAUCAAAUCUCCCAAAAGACCCCAAGAAAGCCACAGCGACCAAGGCCUGACCACUAUCUGUGUGACAGAGGGGACCCCCUCAAACAGCACCGUCUCAUUCCUCCACGUGGUGACAGGAAGGAGAGGGGGAGGACAGGCACUUGCAACCAGAGGCCGGUGCCUCGGUCUGGGAGAGAGAGGAGAGAGCGUCCAGGCCAUGCUGGAGCUGGAACAGACAAUAGCGCCUAAAGGCACAGACAGGGAGAGGAGGAGGUGGAAAGAAAGGAGACUGAUCUGCUUGAGAGGUAGGGAGGAGCCUGUGGAGAGAGAGAUGGAGGAGAUGGACAGUUACUGUGAGCCAGAGCCAGACACCACCUCAGACACUGCGCCUAUGAUUACUGACUGAACGUCCCUCUGCGCUCAGACCAAGCUCCUUACUGAUAUCACACAAAGGAAAGCAUGUGUAAUGUAUUCGUACGGACUAGCUGGUGCUGUGGUGGAUGUUAAGCAUACACAUAACAUUAUCAAAUGUCCAAGCAGCCAAAAUAGCAUUUUUGG